UUUGGCACUGAGUCGUGAGGCUGCGCGAAACGCCGAGAAUUGAAUCCGUCGAACAAGAACAAAAGAGAAAGAAAAGCAGAGAUUGAAACAAAAGACAUUCGAAUUUUACACGAGUUUUACUCAAUUGAUCUUUCUAACGUAACCAAUUUAGCUGCAUACACAUUCGUGAUGCAUGGUUAUUCGGAUCAACAACAAAAAUGGCGACCGCCUUCUUAUCGUUACUCGCGAUUUCGCGCGCUUCGUUAUUCGAUUUGCUCUUUUCAGCUCGUUAUAUCGUGACUUCUAUCGCUAACGUUAUCGUUGUUUCUAUAAUUGGUUGAUCCAUAACUGAUUCAGUUCUAGAUAUCGUCGUCGACGAUGUCCUAUUAUCGUAGAAAUGUUUCGUGUUUCGUGUUGCGAUCGUCGUGAGAAAGCUUCGGUGUUUCUCGUCUGCUCUUAACCUGUCUUUUAAAUAAUUAAUAAAUAUCGAUUGUAUAAAUAAACAAGACGAUAUACUCGUAAUAAUAAAUGUUCUAACUGUUGUACAGUUCUCUUCAGUAUGAUAAGUUCUACAUUAAAUUUUGAAAACCGAUAACAACUUCCCUAUGUAAUAAUGCACGAAUCUUCAAUACAUCGCAAACAAAUUGUUGAUGUACCCUAUUUUAAGACAGAUGCUUACCUGCGGACACGAAAUUAAGACACAAAAUAAUGACGUGGAUCAUCGGCGAUCAUCGCGAAACAUUGUUUGUUCGCAGCUCUGGAUUUGUAACAAAGUAUGGCAACACAAGGCACAGAUCUAUCAAAUUGCCUCGUGACUCAAGAUGUCGAAACCAUGUCCGACGAGACACAGGAGAACCGGGCAGAUAUAUUAGAGUGCCUAUCGGUCUUAAUUAAUGAAAAUAACACAGAGAAUGGUCGAACCGAAGAAUUGAUAUUGGAUGAGCAUUUGUUGGGUGGCACAACACUGACAGCUGUAACUCUACUUGAUGGAACACAAGCAUUUGUCACAAAUAAUUUCAGUGACAAUGAUGUGGACUCAAAGGGACAAGCAACAUUUGAAUUGGAGAAUGGAGAUACUAUAUUAUUGCGCGAUGUAUCAGAAUUUACCGAUGGUAAGCCGCUUCAGUUGGAAUUGGAUCCAGCAACCUUAGUCCAAGCCCAUAAUGCUACUAUAGAAAACGUCGAAAAUAGUUAUCCAAGGGUGGAAUUUAUCGACGGUACCGCUUACAUGGUGACGGGUCACCUCGACGUUGGCAAAGAUUUGUGGGAAAUCGAGAGCGGUAAAUUGAAAAAGAAGGACUCCAAAAUCUUGUUAAAUAAACUAUCAGCAUCAAGGAUCAGGCAUCCUUGUCCAAGAGAGGGCUGUUCUAAAGUCUACAGCACUCCUCACCAUCUUAAGGUGCACGAACGAUCUCAUACUGGCCAACGGCCGUAUAGAUGCACGCAUCCCAAAUGUAAAAAGAGCUUCUCAACGGGAUAUAGUUUGAAGGCGCAUUUGCGUACUCACACCGGAGAGAAGCCCUACAAAUGUUUAAACGAAGCGUGCGAAAAAAGUUUUAAAACUUCUGGAGACUUGUUAAAACAUGUCCGAACGCACACUGGAGAACGCCCCUUUUUAUGUCCGUUCGAUGGUUGUGGCCGCUCUUUUACUACCAGCAAUAUUAGAAAGGUCCACGUCAGAACGCACACCGGUGAACGGCCUUAUAAAUGUACGCAACCCAAAUGUGGGAAGGCUUUUGCCAGCGCGACAAACUAUAAAAAUCAUAUACGAAUUCAUUCUGGCGAGAAACCUUACGUCUGUUCUAUCGAAAAUUGUGGAAGGAGGUUUACCGAAUAUUCUAGUCUUCAUAAACAUCAUCUCGUCCACACACAACAGCGUCCGUUCGAAUGUAAAGUCUGCUUUAGGAGAUACAGACAGAGCAGUACCCUCAUAAUGCACAAAAGAACGGCCCACGCUUUAGUCGAUAACGAUGAUAAUGUUGAUGUGUUUUUCCAAGAAUCUAUGCCAGAGUCUUCUAGUCGAGGCAAAGACAGGCGGAAGACGACUCUUAUACGAGAAAACGGCAACUCUCCGCUAAAGAUUACAGAAAAAGAUAGACAGAUACAGAUUCAUUCCAAAGCGGUUGAUGAUUUAAAUGACAACGAAACGCAGAUUCUACUGGUUGGCGAUCCUUCGCAAAUCGCGGCGUUGCAGAAGAUCGAGUUAAACGGUGGGUUCGACGAGCCUGGAAUCGAUACUUCGUUCGAAGAAUUAAACAUAAAGAUUGAAGAUAUAGAGCUUGGAUGGAAUUAAAGUAUGAUUUCAAUGGCAUAUUUACGAAUAUUAAACAGACAUGUGAAUUAUGUUUUCGUGACAGGCGAUCAUUUCGUGUUUAUUUGAUCUUUUUUUCGAUUUUUUUUCUGAUUCCGUUGAGAAGAAUUAUCGGAAAUGAUUCAUUUCAGCGUCGCGAAAUGAAUUAUUUCAGUGGCAUGGAUUGACACGUUCACUGCGACGCGGGAUAUAUACUGUGUCGUGUCACAUACUUUCACAAUAAUUCAGAAAUAAUAUAACGUACGUUUACCGAAAGAGGAGGAAGCCGCCGUAGUGAACGUGUUAACGAUAAUUCAACACUCUUCAAUGUUCGUGAGUGUAAUUGGAGGUUCUUUUUUUAACAUUUAUUAACGAACAGAAAGAACCACUUCGUUUAUUUUAAAAAAGGUGCAAUUUUCGAUUGGCUUUUUUUUAGCAAAAUAUUUUCAUUCCGUAUUUCGCGUUUUCAUUCCUGUACCAUCCCAUUUUGUUGCAUGUCGAAUCGAUUCGUUCCAUUGCUAUAGAUUUAUAUACGUCUUGCGUCUUACGUAUUGCGAACAAAAAUUACGUUUAGUUUUUGUCGUCACACCACGAUGUUACGAGAGAAGGGCAUAUAGAAUUAUAGAGAAAUUAUGAAGUUUGUGAUAAUAUAUCUUUUCAGCAAAUAAUACGAUAAUCUUAUACAGUA
Hylaeus volcanicus is the source of this 2957-nucleotide messenger RNA. RefSeq names its product zinc finger protein 143-like. The record is from RefSeq and is a predicted model, not a curated record. NCBI's taxonomy places the organism in Eukaryota, Metazoa, Arthropoda, Insecta, Hymenoptera, Colletidae. The transcript is spliced from 9 exons. Gene Ontology annotation, cellular component: nucleus. Gene Ontology annotation, biological process: regulation of transcription by RNA polymerase II; central nervous system development. Bases 755 to 2272 code for a protein of 505 amino acids. Gene Ontology annotation, molecular function: RNA polymerase II cis-regulatory region sequence-specific DNA binding; DNA-binding transcription factor activity, RNA polymerase II-specific.